UGCUGUCACGAGUCACAACAAAAACAUCGGACUCCGUGCUGAAAAUCAUGGCCUCGAUUACGUCCAUCAGCCGCAUUGCUGUUAAAUUUCUGCAGCUGCCGCAAACGGGAUUCCUAGCGCCAUGUCUGCAAAAUGUGGCCGCCCAGCAGCAGGUUCGUCACCGGCGCACCAAACACUGGGACCCCAAGUGGAAGCGAUUGCGUAAAGAAAAGUUUGUCAAGAUGGAAAUUCCCAACCUGAACGAGGACGUCAAGACCAUGAGCCAGGACGAGAUAAAAUCGCGCAUGAAGGAGCGUGGCCUGUUGCCACCGAGGCCGUGGCUGGAGCGGCCGUUCCACAUCAGUUGCACUGGGGGUGUCUUUGAGCCGUACAUUCCUCCGGAGGGUGAUGGAAAAAUGUCCGCCGUUUCCAAGGAGGGGGCCAAGCAAAAGUUCGAACAGCUGGAGAAGAAAACCAAGUCGAUGAUGGCAAUCCGGAAGAUUCGCAGCUACGACGACGAUUUCGAGCCGCCGGAGUUUGCCGGUUACGCGCAGGACAUUUACAUUGACACGCACAACACGUUGGCGGCCAAGAACAAGUACAAGCUGCGGGAGAUUGUAACCGAGCGCGCUUAUCCGGAGUUGAUCCACAACGUCAGCGAUAAGACGAUUCACUGGAAGUUCCUGAAGUCGCUUGAACCACCGCGGGUUGUCCACGCCCGGUGCACGGACGUCAUCUCGAAGGACAACAUCUUCGCCCAGGUCACGGUGCGGUUCCACAGCCAGCAGAUUCUGGCCAUUUACGAUCGGUUUGGUAGGUUGAUGCACGGCUCGGAAACGAUCGCCAAGGAUUGCCUCGAGUACGUCGUGUUUGAGAAGCACGUUUCGAACGAGUACGGCGUUUGGCGGUUGCACGAAAAGAUCAUUCCCGACUGGAUGCCGCCAAAGUCUCCGGCUUACAUCACCUAUCGGGUGGACGACGAGCCGCCGAAGGCCAUGGAGGAGAAACGAGAGGAGGCCGGGAAAGAGGUGACGAAGGCGGACGAAGUGCAGGGCGAGAAAGUGGCCACCACGGCGUAAGUGAGCGUGUAAUUGUUUGUCGUUUAGUAGAUUGGUUCAAUAAAUUGAGAGACCAAAUAA
Molecule: messenger RNA, 1118 nt
Organism: Culex quinquefasciatus (southern house mosquito)
Lineage: Eukaryota; Metazoa; Arthropoda; Insecta; Diptera; Culicidae
Gene: mRpL45
Product: probable 39S ribosomal protein L45, mitochondrial
Exons: 2
Coding region: 48-1058 (336 amino acids)
Cellular component (GO): mitochondrion
Source: RefSeq, a predicted model, not a curated record